AUGGGAAAGGACACCUUCGAGCUUGGUGGCCAGCAAUGGCCCAAGGUCACUUGGUGGAAGAUGAAGGGGAUGCGUUUUGUCUACCUCACACUGUGGGCAGCAAUGAUCACCUCUGCGACUAAUGGUUAUGAUGGCUCCUUAAUGAACGGCUUGGAAGCCAUAGAGUCCUGGAAUGAGUCUUACAACUACCCAUCUGGUUCCACACUGGGUCUUCUCGCCGCCGCAAUGUCCAUCGGGUCGAUGUUGUCGAUUCCCGUUGUCCCGUACGUUGCAGAUAUUAUGGGCCGACGUGCCGGCGUUGUCAUCGGUUGCUGCAUCAUGCUCGUCGGUGUGGUCAUGGUUUCCAUCGGCUACAAGAUUGCCUUGUUUGUCGUUGGUCGGAUCAUUCUGGGAUUCGGGCUCGGGAUCGCACAGGAAUGCUCCCCGUUGCUGGUCACUGAGCUGGUCCAUCCUCAGCACCGCGCUAUCUACAGUACCAUUUACAAUUCACUUUGGUAUGUGGGUAGCUUGAUUGGUGCCUGUGUUGCACUAGGUUUGUUCCGCAAAUUAGACCUUGGCUACAGAAGAUGCCUAACAGUUCUCAGGAACAAAUCAUAUCGUGGGGAGUGCCUGGUCCUGGCGGGUUCCGUGCAUGUUGCAAGGAAUUCCAUCCAUCUGCCAACUGGUGUUCAUUUGGUAAGCGAUAAUGUCGCCCAGGGGACCAAUACAGAUACUCAUCUCAACAGGACUGUUCCGGAGUCUCCUCGGUGGCUCAUCUCGAAAGGCAAAUUGGAGCAAGCUAAGAAGGUCCUCGCAUACGUGCAUGCUCAAGGUGAUGAGGACGAUGCCCUUGUGAAUGUCGAAUUUGAUGAAAUUCAACAAACACUCGCCCUCGAAAAGGUAUUCGAGGGGAACAACUGGUCCGAAUUCUGGUCUACUGCGGGUAAUCGCCAUCGCUUGAUCAUUCUCGUAUCGAUUGGCUUCUUCUCCCAGUGGUCUGGCAAUGGAAUCGUGUCUUAUUUCCUGCCUCAGGUCCUGAAACUUAUCGGAAUUACAAACAGCAAUACGGUCCUGACAAUCAACCUCAUCCUCAGCGCCGUGAACGUUGUCUCCGCGACCGGCAUCUGCUUCUUCGUCGAAUACUUCGGUCGCCGCAAACUGUUCCUCACCUCCAGCAUUAGCAUGCUCAUAUGCUACGUCUCCACAACGAUUGCGCUCGCCCGCUUCUCCAUAGCGUCCAAUGAUGCCGCUGCGCGUGCCGUACUCGCUUUCAUUUUCCUCUUCUACAUCGCCUACAAUAUCGGGUUCAGCGGCAUGCUCGUCUCAUACUCGUCCGAGAUUCUUCCAUACCGUCUUCGUGCCAAGGGAUUGACUAUCAUGUUCUUCUGCGUUGAUCUGAGUCUCUGGUUCAACCAGUACGUGAAUCCGAUUGCGCUGCUGAAAAUUGAGUGGAAGUAUUACAUUGUCUACUGUGUCUUCCUACUCUUUGAAAUUUUCAUUGUCUGGAAAUACUACAUUGAGACAAAGGAAAUUCCGCUCGAGGAAAUUGUGAAGAAGUUUGAUGGCGAUCGCGCAAUUCUGGGUGGCGCUGCUGCUUCGGAGAAGAUCAAUCAGCUUUCUGAACAGACCGAGACCCGUGUUGCGAUGGAUAGCGAGAAGGCGAUGACUACACAGGUCGAUAUCAAGUCCCAGUACGAAUGA
Molecule: messenger RNA, 1680 nt
Organism: Penicillium argentinense
Lineage: Eukaryota; Fungi; Ascomycota; Eurotiomycetes; Eurotiales; Aspergillaceae
Product: hexose transporter protein
Exons: 5
Coding region: 1-1680 (559 amino acids)
Biological process (GO): carbohydrate transport; transmembrane transport
Cellular component (GO): membrane
Molecular function (GO): carbohydrate:proton symporter activity
Source: RefSeq, a predicted model, not a curated record